AUGGAGUCGACUCCCCUCGCCCACCUCCCUGGCGACUGUUGGCUACAGAUACUGGAGUAUCUGCCACAACAGGACUUGAAUAGCCUGUCGCGAGCCACUCACGACACUCGUGGUUCAGUUGAGCCUUUCCUGUAUCGAUCAAUCCACUGGGACUGGAAGCAACCCCCGGUCCGCAAAAUCUUGCUCCUCCUUCGGACUAUCUCCGAGCGACCAAAGUUGGCUCAAUAUAUCCGACAUGUCAGCUUGGUAUGGUGGGAUGUGGAAUCCCAGGGAACAGAGAUUUCAAGCCCCAAAGGAGACCUCAACUGGGCCAAGUCAGUGCUACAGUUUAGGCCCACUUUGAGAUGGGCCCGGAAGGUUGUUCGAGACGCGAAGUUUCCGACAAAAUUCGAUACAAAAUGGAUCACACGACUGUUUGAUGGAGACGCCUACGCCUACGCCACACUGCUAAUCUCGCAACUUCACAACCUUCGCAGCCUUCGACUAGACUUUUCAUUCGUGCUUGAAGGGGGCUUCCCUGGGGAAAUGUUGCAUCAUGCUCUCUUUGGCAACGCACCCCCUGGCACAUUAAGCCGAUUCUCAAAACUAGAAAUGGCCGACUAUGGAAGCAAUUUCCCUCUCACACGAUUUCAAGAGGGUGUCAGUCUUGGUAGAACCUCUCAAUUUAUCCCCUGGUUUCACCUUCCUUCCUUGAAGACUCUUGAGCUAUGGCUCUAUAGCGUGGAGGGAAUUUGCAUCUUCCCUGCGGAGAUGCCGAAAAUAUCCUUGAAUUUGCCAAAUCUGCGCAGUCUUGUUAUUGCCAAGACACGUGUUUUGCCUGGGGACAUCACCAGACUACUGUCUCAAUUGCCAUAUCUGAAGUCUUUGCAUGUGGGCAUGGCCUACCAAUGCCGGGCAACAGCCGAGUUUCUCAAAGAGCCUGAGUGCCUCCUUCGUUCGUUGGAAAAUUUGGGACAAGCUAUCGAGCAUCUUUCUAUCAGCAUGGAACUCCUCCCAUGUUGUGCAGAAAGCUUCCUUCAGCGUGCGAUAGAUGAUGGUGGUCGGCCGUUUCAUGGCAUGUUGAAGAAGUUUCCCAAUCUGAAAACAGCAUCCUUACCGCUCAACUUUCUCAUCGGUUGGGAUAUAACGGCCUACAGACUUCGAGAUGUACUGCCAUCCACUCUCGAAGCCCUUCAUAUAAGGGCUGAUCUCUGGCAAAUCACAAACCUGAUUGAAUUCGAAAUGGAAGCACUCGAGGCAUUAGAGUCAUUAAUGAGACACAAACAGCGUGGCUCCCUCCCUUCUCUUAGAACUUUCUCCUACCAAGGACAGCAUGAGUACAAUGACACUGAACUCGCUGCUCUGGGCUUCGAGGCAGAUUUUAAGUACUCCUACUUAAUUAAGCGGGAAGCACUGAAUCUAUUCUGUCACAGGCAAGGGUACAAGCUGUUUUCUCAAUAUGGUGACUGCACGCCUGAUUUCAUGGUAAGGGGUGCGACCUUGGUAGACAACAUCGUUCACCGGCUACCUUGGCCGUUUGUUAGGGUUGAUGAGCUCCCUGCAAGCGUGCCUCGACAUCUAAGAACCGCGUCAAUCAAAUCAUCUGAUCAGCAGUCAAAUGAUGCGAAUCCAGCUGGUCCAAAUUGA
This is a messenger RNA of Penicillium expansum, 1626 nucleotides long. RefSeq lists its product as uncharacterized. The transcript has a single exon. Gene Ontology annotation, molecular function: protein binding. The record is from RefSeq and is a predicted model, not a curated record. NCBI's taxonomy places the organism in Eukaryota, Fungi, Ascomycota, Eurotiomycetes, Eurotiales, Aspergillaceae. The coding region runs from base 1 to 1626 and encodes 541 amino acids.